GCUAACGAGGCAAAAGAAAAAAAUGAGCUGGUGCGCUCGAGCUAGGGCGCCGGGCGGGCGCGCUCUCCUUUUGUCCUCGAGAUUUCGCCGCUUCUACGCCUCUGCGACAGCGCAGCCAUCUGAAACAAUCGAUGAUUUAUCGCCGCAGCCUUCAGCUAGACCACCAUCAGACGAUCUCUUGUCGGCUGAGGCACUCACUCCCGCGAAAGUCGUAGCUUUGUUGGAUCGUCACAUCGUCGGCCAAACCGGAGCCAAGCGUGCGGUUGCAGUGGCAUUGCGAAAUCGAUGGCGGCGACACCGCAUUCCUUCUCAAUAUCGAGAGGAGAUUCUUCCCAAAAAUAUACUUAUGAUCGGACCAACUGGUUGCGGAAAAACGGAAAUUGCGAGACGGUUGGCUAAAAUGGCGGAUGCUCCGUUUAUAAAAGUGGAAGCUACGAAAUUUACAGAAGUUGGAUUUCAUGGCCGAGAUGUGGACCAGAUCAUUCGCGACCUUGUUGAGAAUGCUAUAUUACUGCAACGAGAAAAGGUGCGAACAAGAAUUUCAAAAGAGGUGGAGGAAGCUGUUGAGAACAGGAUCCUGGACGCGUUGAUCGGUUUGACCCUCGCUAUUGAGCAGGAGGACAAUGUGGAUACGAGUUCACUGGAGACACUACGCAAGGCUUAUAAGAAAGGGGAAAUUGAUAACCGCAAGCUAGUGCUGGACGUUCCCGAGGGAGGAAGAGUGCGCGUCCCUAUUGAAGUCACAGGAGGUGGUCUUCCUAUAAACGAUCUUAUUUUCAAGAUAGAGAAAGCUUUGAAAUCCCCGAAAGUUGAACGCCGUGAAGUAACUGUCGCCGAGGCCAGACAAAUGCUCUCGGAAAUGGAAGUCGAAAAACACCUUCAGUCCGAUCAGAUCAUCAAAGAUGCAAUACGUGCAACGGAGUCUGACGGCAUUGUAUUUAUAGACGAGAUCGACAAAAUCGUUACAACUAGCGAAGCCAGAUUUGGAGCGGAUGCAAGUGCGGAAGGUGUACAGCGGGACUUGCUUCCUAUUAUCGAAGGCAGCGUUGUAAACACGAGACACGGGAAUGUGAACACCGAUCACAUUCUUUUCAUUUGCAGUGGCGCCUUUCACUCUUGUAAGCCAAGUGACAUGCUUGCUGAGCUACAAGGACGUCUGCCUAUCCGUGUUGAACUGAAAGGUCUCACUCGCACGGAUUUGUACCGUAUUCUAACCGAGCCUGAAAUAAAUAUGAUCAAGCAGCAACAGCUUCUCAUGGCUACCGAAAGUGUGGAGCUUGUUUUCUCCGACGACGCCAUAAAGGAACUAGCCAAUGUUGCGGCUGAGGUGAAUACUUCUUUGGACAACAUUGGUGCUCGGAGACUUCACACGGUAAUUGAGAAGGUAGUAGAAGAUAUCAGUUUCAAUGCUCCAGAAAGAGCUGGGCAAGCUUAUCACAUUGACAAGCAAAAAGUAAGAGAUGCUGUGGGAGAGCUCUUGAAGAAAACCGACUUAUCAAAGUUUGUUCUCUAAAGAGAUUAAACUCGCCCAGGUAACUGGCCACAGCCUCAACAGGGCCCGGGCACAAGAAGCUCAAGGAUCGCGCCAUCCCUCACUUAUGUUUUGGUUGAAACCCAUCUUCAGCGGAAAGCCACUUGGCAUCUCAGCAUCCCAAAGGGGACAUGACGAAUCACCUUGGUGGCGGCGGUAUUGAAACCAUGCUGAGGCGCAAAAAUGUAGAAUCCCGGUUGAUCAACGCAAAAACCUUUACACAAAACAAAAAGAAGAGAAAAGAAAAGAAAAGGAGGAGUUGAUCCUGAAACCAUCGUCUGGAAGACUUUCUUCGAUUUGGAUUUGGAUUUGGAUAUUUGCACGGAGAUCUCACUGAAGAAAGUUUUGUCCAGCAACCAGAGGGUUACCAGAAGCAGCCUGGAAUGGUUUGUCCCCUGAAGGCUCAAACAAUCUCCUAAGGCUUGGUUCAACAAAAUGGACAAAUUUCUCACCUCUAUUGGAUUUUCCAGAAACGCUGCUGAUCAAAAUGUAUACCAGUAUUGAAAAGAUGAUGGUCCUUAUUUCUUU
This is a messenger RNA of Selaginella moellendorffii, 2059 nucleotides long. Its product is annotated as ATP-dependent protease ATPase subunit HslU. Gene Ontology annotation, molecular function: ATP hydrolysis activity; ATP binding; peptidase activity. The transcript has 14 exons. NCBI's taxonomy places the organism in Eukaryota, Viridiplantae, Streptophyta, Lycopodiopsida, Selaginellales, Selaginellaceae. The coding region runs from base 23 to 1513 and encodes 496 amino acids. The record is from RefSeq and is a predicted model, not a curated record. Gene Ontology annotation, cellular component: HslUV protease complex.